Molecule: messenger RNA, 1725 nt
Organism: Schizosaccharomyces osmophilus
Lineage: Eukaryota; Fungi; Ascomycota; Schizosaccharomycetes; Schizosaccharomycetales; Schizosaccharomycetaceae
Gene: pap1
Product: DNA-binding transcription factor, oxidative stress-responsive Pap1/Caf3
Exons: 1
Coding region: 1-1725 (574 amino acids)
Cellular component (GO): RNA polymerase II transcription regulator complex
Molecular function (GO): transcription cis-regulatory region binding; DNA-binding transcription activator activity, RNA polymerase II-specific
Source: RefSeq, a predicted model, not a curated record
AUGUCUACUAAUACCGAAAGCUUGCCUGUUUUAUACUCCUCAUUGUAUUCAAAGGAAGAUGUUCCUGAUUCUAUUGCCGCUAUCUCUAAUCAAAAUGCGUCUUUGGAGAUGAACAUGUCAAAAAAACGAGGACCCAUUGUAGAUAAAGUGAGUGUCGAACGAUCAUCGUCCGAUGAAAACCAAUAUUUUCCAGAUUUAGAAGACGAUAUUUCAGAAGAAAAGCCCAAAAAGUAUGGUCGAAAGUUGGGUGAGAAUGAACCCCAGUCCAAGAGAAAAGCCCAGAAUCGGGCUGCACAACGUGCUUUUCGCAAAAGAAAGGAAGACCAUUUGAAGACUUUAGAAACUCAGGUGGUUAGCCUUCAGCAGCUCAACUCAACGACAAACGUAGAGAAUGACGAAUUGAAGAGGCGAGUUAAGCAAUUGGAAGAUGAACUUGUUAAUACGAGGAAGGGUUCUUUUACUUUUGAAAUGAAUAUGCAGCAUCGAGACCCUGCUGUUCUUUCUGCCCCUAACAACAUGUAUGCUCCUGCUGCAGACCAAUAUGAAAGUAGUGCAUAUGAUACUACGCCACUAACUCAAAACAACUCAAAUUCUUCUUCAAAUCAGGAUUCAACGUCAGCGAAAAGUAAUCAGUAUGGAGUUCCUGGAUUGGUAGAAUCUAAUAGUUCAAUGCGAGGCACCUUGUCUCCUGAAACUCCGGUUUCUUCCGACUCUCCUCAACAGCAGUUGCAGCCACAUGAACGUAAACGGAAUUCUGCUUCACUGUCACCAUAUCAAGAUGAUUUUUUCAUCCAUCAUAACCCUUCUAUGGAUGGAAAGCAGUUUUGCCAAAAGUUGUCUUCAGCAUGUGGUUCCAUUGCUUGUUCCAUGUUAACUAAUAAUACACCUCAUCGUGCCAGUGUUGAUAUUCUUGGCGAUGUGGGUCAAAAAGAUGGUCCUCUGGAUUUCGUUGAGACUUCAACGGAUCCAAAAUCUUUAGGUUCUAAGAAGCCAGCCUUGAAGCCAUUCUCCAAAUCUUGGUAUCCUGAUGAAACGUCGAAAUUUGAAGCAUCCAAAAAUAUGGCGGAACUGGCUGGUAAUGAUUUACCUGAUUAUGACACUAUUUUUGAGCCAAACAGCAACAUUAAUAAUGCUCAAAAUUAUGAAGGGGAUGCUGUGGCAGACUUGUUCUCUACCUGGAGAGAACCCACUGAAAACCUGGAUAAAGACUAUUUUAAUGACGAGGGCGAUACGGAUAGCAUGUUUCGGACAUAUUUUAGGGAUGUUGAUGAGGAUCAGGGUGAUGACUUUCCAAUUUUUGGCGUUGGAGAUAACACGCUUAAUUCCUUGAACUUUUUUAAUGAACAAAAAGCAUUCGCUAACCAAGGGGAUAUUAAGAAGGAUGUUUCUGUCGACUUGCGUAGCGUGCCUCCUGAAUACACUAACAUUGAUUUAUCUUAUAUUUCUCAUGCUGCUGCCUCUGAUGGAGGCAAGGUACAAGAUAAACAACCUAGUAACGGUACAGCCCAGGAUGGCGAAGUUAAUGCAGAAGAUGAAGUUGUUCCAUUUAAGGAAGAGAAUUAUAUUAAGUGUCCCGAAAUUUGGUCGAAGAUAAUGAGUCAUCCGAACUUUUCGCAAAUCGACAUUGAUGAUUUAUGUAGCAAGCUGAAACAAAAGGCAAAAUGCUCAGCUUCAGGUGUUGUGCUUGAUCAACAAGAGGUGGAUCAGACAUUAGGGAAGCUUUAA